GGCAAAGCUCGAGCUCGCGCCGCCGACGGAGGAGACGACGCACCUGGUGACCGCGAGCGUGUGCGCCGCCUUCGUGGGGGGGAUCGCGCUCGCGCUCGCUUUACAGGCGUUGUACGGGCCGAUUUGCAAAAUCAUGUUGGUCCCGAACGAGGUGGAGGCUUUGCUGAGGAUGUACACCGUGUUUCGAUGCGUCGGUUUGCCGAUGUUCGCCGCGGCGAACGCCCUCGAGGGCGCCUUCUUGGGGCGCAAAGACGCCCUGACGACGAUGUGGGUAUGGUUAGCAUCGGGUGUCAUCACCGCCGGGUUACAGGUCUUGUACAUCACGCCAGGCAUGGGGGCGACGUCCGCCGUGCUCUUCGCGGGCAUCGCCCUGACGACUGGGCAGGCGUACAGUUUCGCGAUGUUCUCCAUCAUCGCGCGUCGUCGUGGAUUCCUCGUGCUUCGCAGCGUCUUCGAGGUCGCCGAAACCUUCUCUCAGAGCGCGAAGCGAGCGUUCAAGAAGUUGGUCGACGCCGAAAUUAUUAGCGAAGUCGCCUGGUUGGUGCUCAAUGCGACGGCGAGGAUGACGACGUACAUGAUCCUCACCACGUUCGCGACGCAGUUCGGCGUGGUUCCUGCGGCGGUGAAUAAAACACUGCUGGAUAUUUAUAUUUUAUUGGGUCUGUGCGCUGAGCCCGUGUUCACGGUCGGAAACGUGUUGUUACCUCGAAAGCGGGACAAUCCCGAGGACGUCGCGAUCACGCGGCGAGCGCUCUUUUCCAUCGCGUUGUUCAUGGGGCUCACCCUAGGCGUGGCCGCAUACAUUGCGUGUGGAUCCGCUGUGCUGUUUGAUGAUCCCCGAUCGCUGGAGAUGGCGAAGAAUCUGCGCGUCGUCGUCGCCGUCACCAUCGGUUUCUCCACCGCGGCGUACGCCACGGACGGGUGCGUCAUCGGCACCGGCGACGCAAAGUUCGUCGGUACCGCGCAGUUGGUCAACAUAGCCAUAUUUAUAGCCGGGUUCAUCUUUUUGCAGCGCUCUUACGGCGCCGCGAUGUCGCUGCAACACGUUUGGAGCGCGUUGCUCGCGUUCCAGGCGCUCCGACUCGUCGAGCACGCGUGGAAGAUUCGCGAGGACGAGCACGCGCUCGGGCUAGCCAUCCGAGGCUGA
Molecule: messenger RNA, 1147 nt
Organism: Ostreococcus tauri
Lineage: Eukaryota; Viridiplantae; Chlorophyta; Mamiellophyceae; Mamiellales; Bathycoccaceae
Product: unnamed product
Exons: 1
Source: RefSeq, a predicted model, not a curated record